UAAGGACUCCGAAACUUGUGCAUAAUUUGAAAAUUCUAACUUAAUUCACACCCUAACUGCCUACAAAGAGCACCUGCGCGCAUAAUACUCUGUAACUUCACAAAUACUCUCUGCUUCCGGCCUUCUCCAGUACUCCAAUGAAGCUUCUGAGCCGCAACUUACACCUUGGUGCGAUUCUUCUCUUUUCUACAAGCCUACUAUGCUUCCAACCUACCACUGCUGCUGCAGCCGCUCCAACGAACGAGACUGAUCGUUUGGCUUUGCUCAAGUUCAGAGAAGGGAUAACCAAUGACCCAUCUAAUAUUUUCACCUCCUGGAAUCAUUCUAUCCACUUCUGCAACUGGCAGGGAAUUACAUGUGGCCUUAGGCAUCAAAGAGUUACGGCCUUGGACCUAACUGCCAAUUCCUUAAGUGGAUCCAUAUCACCAUACAUUGGCAACCUCAGCUUUCUUAGGGUGCUCAACCUCUCAGACAACUUCUUACACGGCAAAAUUCCACAAGAAGUCACUCAUCUGUUUCGGCUGCGACUUCUCGGUCUUAGCAAUAACUCGUUGACAGGGGAAAUUCCAAGCAACUUCACCAACUGUCCUCAACUCAGAUUGCUGCUUUUUUUUAAGAAUAAACUCACUGGGAAUAUUCCUGUUGAGCUGGGCUCUUUGUUGAAGCUUGUAAUACUUGAAGUUUUCGAAAAUAAUUUGACAGGAGGCAUUCCACCCUCUUUGGGGAAUAUUUCUUCGCUCCAAGCACUCGACUUUUCGUUUAAUAAUUUUGUGGGCAAUAUUCCUGAUGAAAUAGGUCAUUUGCAAAGGCUAAUUUACUUCGGAGUUGCCGGCAACAAAAUGUUUGGUAUGUUCCCUUAUUCCCUUUACAAUAUAUCAACUUUGAUGCACAUUUAUGCUGGAGGUAACCGACUUAAUGGCACUCUUCCAGCCAACAUAGGCCUCACUCUCCCUAAUCUCCAAGUUUUUUCCAUCCAAUCCAACAAAUUCUCUGGUCCCAUCCCAGUUUCACUAUCCAAUUUCUCUCAGCUGGAAUUACUUGGUCUCCAAGAAAACAAUUUUGUGGGACAAGUUCCAACUGAUCUAGGAAACCUGCUAAAUGUCCAGUGGCUAUAUGUUGGCGGAAAUAAUCUUGGAGGUAAUUCAGCCAAGGACUUGGAUUUCUUAACAUCUUUAAAAAACUGCACCAAUCUGCAAAGACUAGAAUUUUCUUAUAACAAUUUUGGAGGUAGUUUACCUGAUUCUAUAGGAAAUUUGUCGAAGCAACUCAACUUUUUGUAUAUUGGUGGCAAUCAAAUAUCUGGAAUUAUUCCUGCAGCACUAGAGAAUCUCAUCAACUUAAUUUCCCUCAGCAUGCCGGAAAACCUGUUCACGGGCACCAUUCCCACUUCUUUUGGGAAGUUACAAAACCUGCAACAAUUGAUUUUGUCUGGAAACAGAUUGUCGGGGCACAUACCAUCCUCUCUAGGCAACCUCACUCAAUUGGUCGAACUUUACAUAUAUCAAAACAAAUUUGAAGGAAGCAUUCCAUCAAGUUUUGGAAACUGCAAAAGGUUGCAGAUCUUAUCGAUUGUAGAAAAUAACCUUAGUGGUGCCAUACCCAAUACGAGUCUUCCUUCCCAAUUAUUAAGGCUCUACUUAUCAAAAAACUCAUUAACGGGCAUCCUACCUAUGGAAGUAGGCAAUUUGAAAAAUGUUUUUGAAUUGGAUUUCUCUGAAAACAAUUUGUUUGGUGAGAUUCCUACAGCCAUUGGAGAUUGCUUGAGUUUGCAGAACAUUUACCUACAGGGUAAUUCAUUCGAAGGAAACUUACCUCCAUCACUGGCUUCCUUAAAAGACCUUCGCUAUGUAGAUCUUUCACGAAACAAUUUGUCGGGAUUAAUUCCUAAAGAUAUACAGAAAGUUUCCGGUCUUCUAUAUUUGAAUAUUUCCUUUAAUGAUUUGGUGGGCGAAGUACCGACCAAAGGAGUCUUCCAAAAUGCAAGCGCAAUAUCAGUGAUAGGAAAUAAGAAACUUUGCGGAGGUAUUCCAGAACUGCAACUACAAGCAUGCGAUGACGUCAAAGUUAUGAAGCAAGGAAAAUCUCAUGUUUUCAAAUUAACUGCCAUAAUUGGUAGUGGGGUUUUAUGCUUUAUUCUAUUUUCAUCAUUUCUUGUCCUUUAUAGGAGGAGAAAAUCGAAAAAAGAAUCAUCUUCUACACUCCCAAAAACCAACCAACUUUUAAAUGUUUCGUACAAUGAGCUCUAUCAAACGACUAACGGAUUUUCUCCUAACAAUUUAGUUGGAUCUGGUAGUUUUGGCUCCGUAUAUAAAGGAAUUCUUGAUCAGGAAAAAAUAAUUGUUGCUGUGAAAGUGUUGAACCUUCAACAAAAAGGAGCUUCCAAGAGCUUCAUGGCUGAAUGCAAUGCAUUAAGAAAUAUACGGCAUCGGAAUCUUGUUAAGAUCUUAACUUGUUGUUCUAGCAUGGACUAUAACGGCAAUGAAUUCAAAGCUUUAGUUUUUGAAUUUAUGAAAAAUGAAAACUUAGACAAGUGGCUGCAUCAAGACAUCGACAAUGAAAAUCGGCCAAGACAUUUGAAUCUCCUUCAAAGACUAAAUAUUGCAAUUGAUGUAGCUUCUGCACUACAUUAUCUUCAUGAUCACUGUGAAACACCAAUCAUUCAUUGCGAUUUAAAGCCAAGCAAUGUCCUUCUUGAUGAUGACAUGAUUGCUAAAGUAAGUGAUUUUGGUUUGUCAAGGAUCUUCUCUACAACAAAUGAUGUUUCUCAAAAUCAAACUAGCACAGUUGGAAUAAAGGGCACUAUUGGCUAUACUGCUCCAGAGUACGGAAUGGGUGGUAAAGCAUCAACACAAGGAGAUGUCUUUAGCUAUGGAAUUUUUGUGUUGGAGAUGUUUACAGGAAAGAGACCCACUGACAAGAUGUUUAAAGAUGAUUUCACCCUUCAUAACUUUGUUAAUAUGGCAUUGCCAGAAAAUCUUGUACAAAUUGUGGACUCCAAUCUCUUCAAAAGAGAAGCAAAUGAAUUAGUAGUUACAACAGAAGAAAAUGUCUACAACUACAAUGAUCACAAUGAAAUUGAGGCAGUAGAAGAAAGAAUCCAUCAUGAGAACCAAAGCCAGAUGAAUUCUAGCGUGCAAAAAUGCCUACUUUCAGUUUUUAAGGUCAGCCUUGCUUGUUCACUAGAAUCGCCAAAAGAAAGAAUGAAUAUGGGAGAUGUCACUGCGGAACUACAUCGAAUCAAAAAUGCUUUUCUAGAGGUUGGAAUUCAUUCCUGACUGAGGAAAAUGGAGGUUUGUGAAGAAAUCAUGUUGCAGAAAAGUCUCCUUUGUUAAUGUCCCUACUGAGCAUUGGCUUGGUUGUUUGUGCGUGUAUGUAUUUUGUUGAAAUAAAUGGAGUUUAAGACAUCUUUUCUUA
Messenger RNA from Alnus glutinosa, 3414 nucleotides. RefSeq names its product probable LRR receptor-like serine/threonine-protein kinase At3g47570. Gene Ontology annotation, biological process: protein phosphorylation. The coding region runs from base 138 to 3275 and encodes 1045 amino acids. The transcript is spliced from 3 exons. The record is from RefSeq and is a predicted model, not a curated record. Gene Ontology annotation, molecular function: ATP binding; protein binding; protein kinase activity. NCBI's taxonomy places the organism in Eukaryota, Viridiplantae, Streptophyta, Magnoliopsida, Fagales, Betulaceae.